Molecule: messenger RNA, 2021 nt
Organism: Phytophthora nicotianae INRA-310
Lineage: Eukaryota; Oomycota; Peronosporomycetes; Peronosporales; Peronosporaceae
Exons: 1
Coding region: 400-1944 (514 amino acids)
Source: RefSeq, a predicted model, not a curated record
UGACAAUAGUACACAAGCACUUGGACCUGGCUUCUUCUUGUUGGAAUUAUUUAGAGCGCAGACAACCAAGCGUUCGGUCGUCUACUCUGAAACUCCGCCACCGGCUACGAUUUCGAACGGGUUGUUAGUGGAGACCACCCUGCAUAAUACAACCUCGCUGUCGCUUCGCCGUAGCUCUCCAGAUUGGACGGUUCAUUUUGCUGACUCUGCUCUUGUUGCCUUUGGCUCGCGUCGUCGUGUCGCCGCAACCAUAGAACGGGUGCUGGCACAGGAUGGAAGCAAGUCUGCGGGAUUUGUGGGGGCACACUGGGUGGUCCGGCCGAGUUUAGCGUUGCAUGGCCACGACUUGCAAGUUCCCAUUUUGCAUUGUAUCAACGGAGACUUUCGCACCACGGAGGAAUGACCGACCUCAGCAGCUCGCUGGGAGGCCUCCCGCGUCUACAGUUUACUAAGGAGCGGAAACAGCAGCUCGAGUCCACGAGCGACGACCUCGUGGACAGGGCGCUGCAUGUGUAUGACGACUUCCACACGAACAAGAAGCACACCAAGACGGCCAAGCAAUGGAGACUCGUGAAGCGGAAGAAAUCGCUUAACAUUUACAGGGAACGGGGCAAAUCCAAGUCCAGUGACAGUCGAGUGUACCUCUGUAGCGGAGUUAUGCCUGGAACUGUCGAGGACAUGAUAAGUGGCACGUAUUUUGACGAUACCGAGAACAUGAGGAUUGGACUUACCGUUCUCAUGGACAAAUUCCUCGACGCCAGAGUGCUCCACGUGUUCGAAAAGAACGCCGUCACCAGUAGCGUCGUCUUCUCGGGCGUCAAGUGGCUGGCGCUCAAGACGCCGACCAACGCCUCGAUCAUCCACGACCGCGACAUGCUCUUCUACAACCGUAUCGGCCGCAUCGUCGAUCGUCGAGGACGAUACUUUGUCUACUGCGUUAUGGACUCGAUCGAUCUGGACGAGUUCCCAGCCAACCGACAGCAUAAUUUGGAACGUAGUUUCAUCUCGUUGUGCUACCUUUUCCGACAGGUACAGGAAGAGUGGGUGGGUUGUUUUAUCAUGGGUAGUUCCUCUAUGGGUGGUACACUCCCGCGAAGUGUGAGUGAGCUCAUCACGGCGGAGCGAAUGCUGUCCGUGGGUAAUUUCCUCAUCGUAGCUCGUGCCAAAGCGUAUUCGGCUCGCAUUGCCAGCAGCGCCGAUCGGAUCCCGUCUACCAGUACCUCCUGCGAUGUGUGUAUGAAGAAGCCAAACAUGUUGAGUGGGUCGCUUAAACUCUGCAUGGGCUGUCGGCGAAACACGUGCCGAAAGUGUCGCGAGUGGUGCACCGUGUUCCGUCUCGAAUUGCGUACGCAGAAACCUGGCAAGGAGAGAUUUUGCUCGCAAUGCAUCUCGGAGGUAACGCGCCCUACUAUUUCGAAUUUCUACAUUUGCAGUCUGAACGAGUCCACGAACGAUAGUGGCAACUUCCAAAGCUCUAAUUCCAUAUCGACGUCGGCGUCGGGAGUCAAGCACAGCAGCAGCAGUCCCUCGUCGUCUCCCCAUUCGCACGAUUUCUCUGAAGUUGACUCGGAUGCGUGGCCGUCAGGGGCCCCAGACCUACCGGAGAACCUGGAUGGUCUCGCUAGCUUUGUGGAACGAGCAAGUAUGGCGAACGCAAGAGAUAUGCAGUGGAACCAGGAAGAGCUCGACUAUUUCUCCGAUAUUCUAAGAGGAUCUGGACAAUUCAAGCGGCCUCAGUUUUCAGAGAACAGCAGCCACACAACCGCCAGCAGUAGCAACAGCCACGCACGACGAACUCAAAGCUACACUCAAGGUUUCCAGCCGGGCAGUUCUCUGCCUCCGCCCAGCCAGGAGAAAAUGGAUCGUCGAGUGUCUCGGAGCUACGCAUCGGACGAUAACUCGGUGCCACACCAGAAAUUCUUUAGUGUCGAUGAACUAGACUGAAUAUCUCCCUUGUAUGAGGAAGUUAUUGAAAAAAAAAUAUAUAGACGCCCAUCAGCAAAUACCAUUGCCAACCAACA